AUGAAUAAGGAAGCCAAUUCACAGAAGAGUCGUAGAGCGAGAUCCAACUCAAGCAGUAAUGGAUCAUCCUCCCCUACUCCCCAGGAGUUUAUGACACCUUCUACAGCUCCAAGGAACCGGUACACACAUAUUAUAGUCUUAAAGUCACUGAACAACACAUUUGAAACCAAAUUUCUUGUUGUUCCAUUCAAGCCGGAUGGACUGAAGCUAGGAAGACCUGUCGUAAAUUCCGGGGUUCAAGCUAAUGGUAAACAAGAAUCCCAACCACAAGUAAGGCCAGAUAAUGGGCACUUUGAUUCAAGGGUACUUUCUAGAAAUCACGCAUCUUUAAGCUGUGAUUCUAGCACGGGCAAGAUAUAUAUCCGUGAUCUCAAGUCUUCUAAUGGUACUUUUGUUAACGGCAACAGGAUAAGCCAAUCAGACGUCGAGCUGAAAGUUGGCGAUGUGGUAGAUUUGGGGACGGACAUUGAUGCCAAAUUCGAGCACCGAAAAAUAAGUGCACUUGUGGAAGAUAUAUCUGUAAUUCCACUCAUAGAUGAUGUGGAAAAACUGACUAAUAACAGCUUAGAUGACCAUACCAAUGGCCUGAAUGGGAUAGGAAACGCAAUUGUAUCAACGCCAAAUGCACAAAGAGCUGCUUUUGAGGCUGCCAUGUUCGGAGAUGUCAACAACUUAGACUUGGAGGACUCAGUUUUGGGGGCAGAAACCGAAAUCUUAAGCGGAAUAUUCAUUAAUAAUUCGAUAGGCACAAGUCCCAAUUUAAUCAAUGUUAUCAAGACGCUGGUUACAGAAAUCACUUUGGAAAAACAUGAGUAUGAGAAGCUAAAAUCUAUUGAAAACUUCUUCGUACAAUACACAGCCAACAUAGAAUACAUUAAUAAACUGAGAGUUGAGAACAAUGAUAUCCAGCUCGUUCAACUUCAAAAUGCCCUUAAACAGAAACUCACAGAAAAGCACGAUAUAUUAAUGAAGGACUGUGCUGAACAACUGAAUAUUGCGAAAAAGGAAACCUUAGAUCUUCGAGAAGCUUGUAAGGUGGAGAGAGAGGCUCAACUAGAAGAGAUUAAAGGCCUUAAAACCGAGAUAGAAGAUCUCUGUACUCGAUUGCAGGUUGAAAAGUAUAAAAAUGCUCAAUUAGCUAAAAAUUCAACUAACGAUGAAUCCGGGUCAUUAGCAGCUACCGCCAUUGAAAAGAAAAAAGAUAGCAAUUGCAAUGAAAACGUUAAAGAAGUCAGCAAGAAGAGCAAGUCUACUAUACUACUGAGUGCAUUAUCCAUUGGUGUCAUUGCUGCCGCCUUUCAAUACACCACAAAACAAUAA
Molecule: messenger RNA, 1320 nt
Organism: Lachancea fermentati
Lineage: Eukaryota; Fungi; Ascomycota; Saccharomycetes; Saccharomycetales; Saccharomycetaceae
Source: the annotation of a GenBank genome assembly